Molecule: messenger RNA, 1835 nt
Organism: Mycotypha africana
Lineage: Eukaryota; Fungi; Mucoromycota; Mucoromycetes; Mucorales; Mycotyphaceae
Exons: 7
Coding region: 259-1488 (409 amino acids)
Molecular function (GO): nucleic acid binding
Source: RefSeq, a predicted model, not a curated record
GUUGUAGACUAAAAUGGUAAAUAAGAGCUCAGCCGUAUUGUUCGUAAAUACCAGGUGAUCAGCUACCAAUCACACAGGAACUUGCAUUUAACGUGCUUGACAACAACAAACAGCCUCCUUGAAUCUUUCUCCUGAUGUGUUUUCUCUUAAGAACGCGGCUUUUGAUUUUUCUGUUAUCCUUUCUUCAUCUCUUCUCAGUUUCUUUUAUUCUUUUUUUAACCUUUCUCUCAAAAAAGAUAAAAACAACUUUCAUCCAGCAUGGCUUCCAAAGCAAUAGUAGCUUUUAACAAUCAAUUUGCAGGUGCAGCUACCUUUGUAGACCUCCAGCCUCCGGUCGAGAACUGUGAGACUCCUGACAGCAAGAAAAGUUAUCCCAGAAAAAGAAGACAGCGUAAUUGUCCAGACAUUAUCAAACGACAAGCAACAGUAACCAGAAGAAGAUUUACAAUCGUCCGCAGAGCAGCAAGUCCCGAAGAAAGUGAUGCUGAGGAUAUUCCACUUGUUAUGCAACCACAAUGCCAGCACGUAUGGAUAGGAGCUAUUUGCCAAGAAAAUCAGGGAGCUAUUGGUGUUUAUUUCGGUGAUGGUGACAAGCGAAAUUAUGGAGAGCUUUAUCAAAGAAAGCAUAUCCAUCAGGACGUGGACUAUGCUUACGUCUUGGGUACUCUUAAGGCUCUCCAAAUCAUCAAGCAAAGCUCAAAUGCCAACACAGUUACGAUAAUCAAUACCUCCUAUAGAGAUUUGCCAACAGUUUCAGACCAUAAAAACAUUCUAAAUCGUUUACAAAUGUACACAGCUAUAUCGGGCAAAAGCAAUAUUAUCUACAAUUUGGAUCUAAUUGAACAAAUUAGGGAGCUAAUAGAUGAAAAGCAGAACACUAUUUCUGUGCGAUAUAUUUCUGGUCGUCGUCCUCUACACGGACAAAAAUCAGCCAUGGAAAUUGUUGACAAUACUUUAACAGAAUAUCAUCUGAAUACUGUGAGCAGUUUGAAAAUCUCAAACUCUAUUGAUACUACAAUAACAGUUGUGAAGCGAGCAAAACGUCUUCCAUCAUCAAAAAAUAUAUCUGUAACACCUGCAGUUGCUGAUCCUCAGCCCACAACAAACAAUAACAACAAUAAUGUGAUGAUCAGUGAUGACAAUAAACAUAGACUACUUUCACAGCAGAUAACAGAGAAAAACUUGGACACUGCAGGAGUUGUGCAUGUGAAUACGGCAGAAAACCUUAAUGAUAAUAUGUUCAACAACGAUAGUCUGAAUGAUACAGAUUAUAUGGAUAUCGACAAUAAUGCAGACGACAAACCAAGCAAUGACGACAGUGACACACUGAUUGGACAAGAUGGUGAUGAUUGCAGUAGCGGCAGUCAAUCAAACGAUGAAGACAUGAAAGAAGUUGAAGAAAACAGCUCAAACAUCACAGCAUCAGUACCAACUGCUUCAUGGCGCUUCCGCGAUAUCUUCAGCAUUUUUAAGGUACCAUUCCAGUAAGCGUCAAAUGCUCUUAUUAAAGCAUUCAAAAUAUUCUCGUUAUUCCUAAAGCACUAUUUCUGAUAAGCGUAAGUUGUUUCCUUCAUUACCUGCACAUCUUAAUCUUGCUUAACAGUGCUUUGUUAUCAAAAAAUAGUUAACUUUACAUCUUUAGCUUAUUUCAUCAUGCUUACAAAUAUUUAUUUCAUUUACAUCUUUUCUUAUUUGUUAGUUUACAACAUUUCUUACUUAAAGGUACUUCAUUAGAGUACAUACUUAACUUCUUUAAAGCAUUUGAUAAUUGCUUUGUUACAAAUAUAUAGUUUACUUAUUUGAAAUGAAUAAAAACCCAAGUUACUAUCGUUUUA